Molecule: messenger RNA, 2450 nt
Organism: Talaromyces stipitatus ATCC 10500
Lineage: Eukaryota; Fungi; Ascomycota; Eurotiomycetes; Eurotiales; Trichocomaceae
Product: C6 transcription factor, putative
Exons: 4
Coding region: 1-2100 (699 amino acids)
Biological process (GO): DNA-templated transcription
Cellular component (GO): nucleus
Molecular function (GO): DNA binding; zinc ion binding; DNA-binding transcription factor activity, RNA polymerase II-specific
Source: RefSeq, a predicted model, not a curated record
AUGUCUUCGAACGUGCCUCCUCCCAAUGCGCCAUCUUCAAAGGCCCAUCCAGGCAUUGUUAAUACGGGCUCGCGACCUUACCGAUCUCACAAAGUAAGAGCCUGCGACCUUUGUCGCAAGCGGAAGUCUCGAUGUACUGUCGAUAUCCCAGGCCAGUCCUGUGUUUUGUGCCGAAUUCAAGGCGCCGAUUGCCACUACCAGGAAGAUUCACUGCCAGAAGAUGCGCCAACUAUCGGCGCCGAUAAAAACACCACCUCAUCGUCGUCUUUUGCGAGUCAUAAGCGCAAGCGGAGGUCCGAGGUGGUUGACCAAGAUAUUGACAGCUAUGACAACUCGUCAUCGGAGCAAGCGAACGGCUCAGCGACCUUCCAUGCUCCUAGCGACAAGCGAGAUAAUGAUAGCUCCCGUCGAAAGGUUGAGGAUCCUCACAAUGAGUCCGUACUGAUCGUGGGCCCAGUCGCGGCAGAGGAUGCCCAAGUAAUUGAGAAGUUCAUGCCCUCGGAACGAUCAAGCAAACAUAUAGAGAAUGGGAAUAAGCCGUAUAAUGUUUAUUCGAACGAUCCCCGGAAGCCGAUUCUUUAUACUACGGUUUCACGACGGCGCCAAGGUGUGCGACUCGGACUUCCCCCUGGUUCGAAUCAGAAAGAGAUAUUGGAGCAUCUACUCGGACCAUUUAAGCAGGAUUUAGUCAGACUUUUCAUUGAUCGAUUCAAUGUGGCUUUCCCGGUAUUCGAUGGCCAAGCGUUUUGGGACGCCUAUAUCUCUAAUGAUACAGAUGAUGAUCCACCGACUACUCUUUUAUGUCAUGUGUAUGCGAUGUCACUGGUCUAUUGGAAGCAUACACCGAAAUUUGCUCGUCACCCGAAGCCUGAUACUCGAUAUGCCAUCAACCUGACUGUAGCAGCAUUGCACGAAGAUUAUUCCGCCCCUGGACUUUCUACUGUCAGUGCGGCAUUACUCGAUCUUACGGGACGGCCUAUUUUCUCCAUGACAGGCAAUGCGAUCAGCUGCGGAAGGCUGGUAUCGCUUGCGCAUUGUUUAGGCCUCAAUAGAGACCCUAGCAAUUGGAAGAUUCCUCUCAGUGAUAAAAAGCAACGAAUCAGGCUGUGGUGGGGUGUUGUCAUUCACGAUCGAUGGGGGAGCUUUGGACAUGGCGUGCCUCCUCAGAUCUCAAAAAGUCAAUAUGAUGUUCCUUUGCCGAGUGUGGAGGUUUUGGUUACCCAGCCCAGAGCUACAAGCCAGCAUAUUCGAGCGGCACAUUGCCACAUCUCUCUCUGUCGCUUGACGGAAAUAUUAGGUGAAUUACUUCCCCUUGUUUACCAACUGCAAAGUAAACCUGGUCGGGAAAACUCCAAGAGACUCAGACAUAUUCGGACCGACUUGGAUACGUGGGAGGACUCGUUGCCGGAAUGGCUUCGAGCUCCAGUUUUGGAGUCUGAAAAUCCUGUUAGCGGAGCGAGUAGCUUACAUUUAGCAUUUCUUGCUGUGAAGAUGCUUGUAUGUCGGGUGGAAUUGCAUGAGGUGAAUAGCACGGAGACCGAUAAUCCAGAAGCUCGUCGAUACUUUCAGACCGAGUGUCGCAAAGCAGCAGAAGAAAUUGUUCAUUUUAUGUGCUCAUUACAACCUGCGAAUUUUAGAGAAUUCUGGUUGCCUUAUAGCGCUUUCCACCUUACCUCAACGGCUACUUUGCUUGUCCGCUGUGCACUAGAGACUACAGACCAAGAAAUCGCUCGCUCUUGCUUGGCAAAUGUCGAUAAUCUGCGAACACUCUUACGAAGAAUCCGCGACGAAGAGGACUUUGACGUUGCCGACAUGUGUCUGGACCACUGCGAAAGAAUCAUCACUCAACAUCCGGAGAUCAGCAACAUGACGACUGCAGCCACUGGUCACACAGAAGAUCAGGCGGUAUACAGAGGUCCCGUCGAGGAGACGAUGGCCAUGAAUCCUGCAGCCAUUAUUCUGCCAGAAACCGCAACACAUAACGAUAUUGUAGACGACAUGAUGUCUAUAUCCGGAACAUUCGGUACGAUGGAUGGCUUCCCAUUUGAUAUGACUGGUAUUUGGGAUGUGUCUGGAUUUCAAGACGUAAAUUUCACCUGAGCGGGCUACAAUUAGUCAUGAAACAUUGAUACGAGCGACGGCGUGAAAUGUCCUUCCAUUCAUUACAUGGGGAACGAACGAAUGUUCCGGUCAAUCAUUCACCGUCAGAUCGUCCAAUCCUUUGGUUUCCCGUGGAAAGGUUGCAAGUCGCAGAUUUGACCUCAAGCAGCGGUCUGGCCUCUGAUAGACAAAGGGUUGCACCGAUAGGAAUUAAAAAUGGGACUGAUCGAGAAAACGAUCGACUAUGGAAUGCGCGAGUCGCUCAGUAAUCUGGAUGUUCGCUUGUUCGCGGCAGGGACCGGCUGCAGCCGGUAUUUACUAAGAUGAUGAGAGAUGGGUCCAUCAACUGU